Messenger RNA from Lottia gigantea (owl limpet), 990 nucleotides. RefSeq lists its product as hypothetical. Bases 1 to 516 code for a protein of 171 amino acids. The transcript has 3 exons. Lineage: Eukaryota; Metazoa; Mollusca; Gastropoda; Lottiidae. The record is from RefSeq and is a predicted model, not a curated record.
AUGGCGUACGAUCACAACAUAUGGAUUCUAAUGGUCAUAACAGUAUUUUCCAGUUGUAAUGUUUAUGGAGAAAUCUUGACUCACUGUGGAGAUGAGAAAAUAAGUGUUGGUGAUUCUCAUAGUCUGUCAUGUAGUGAUUUACCAUCCGAUAUUUCAAAUGGUAUAAAUGUGUUUCAUGAUGGAGACAUCAUAAUUUCUUGUAAUAAAGACAAUAAGACAUGUACAUCUACAGAUGCUGGACGAUAUACUUUAAUAUCACCACAUACAGAAUUUCUCAACUUUACCAUAACUUCAAUUCAAUCUACAGACGCCGGAAAAUAUAUCUGUGCUGAUUCUGCUAGUAAACCGGAUGAGGGAACAUCAAAAUUUUGUACACUGGAAGUUCAGGAAGAUGGUUUAAAAGAUGGUGAAAUUGCUGGUAUAGUUAUUGGUACUAUUGUUCUGUUAUUGUUUGUGGUGCUUAUUUCCUACGCUUUAAUCAUGAAGAAAUGUGUUAUACCUAAACGUGGUGGUUGAUCACUUAAGUAGCUGAAGACUACUAUCUUCCAUGUUACUAGUUGACGGAGGUCUUCCGGAUGACAAUCUGAAAGUUUUUUUGGGAUAGGCCACAAGGCUUUAGAUAGUUUUAGACAUUCUGUGCAUCUCAACACACAGAGUAAGAAAUAGUGGUUAAUAAAUAGAAGCUUUUGUGAUAGUGGUGUCAUAUAAUGCUUAGCUUUUGAGGAAUGGCAUGACUCACAGAAAAUUGGAAUGGUGUAUAUCAGUGCUAUCAAUGUCCUCAAUAAAUAUACAUGAAUUGAUCUGGUUGUAUCUCAUCAUGAUGACCAUUAUAGUAUUGGCAGGUUUUGCUUGCGUUCCAGUCCAUACUUACUGUUUUUAAAACCCCUGAUGGUACUUCUCUUUGGAGGAGUUCACUACUUUACAACUUUUUUCAAAGUUUGGCCAUUCUUUGGACGAGAUUUUUGAUUAAAGAGAAUUGUCUAGCUUGUA